UGAUUUAAAGAAGUAUGCAUUCGUUGGCCAUCACAAAGAAGAAGUGGUUCCUAAUGGGAGUCAUCACAGGAGUCAUACUAUCGCUAUUUGUGAUGCCAUUCAUUGAAGAUUGUCAUCAACUAAAUGUGGAACCGUUAAGUAAUGACAACAUUGCCAGUCAUAACUGGUAUGAGAUGGUAGUCAACAGUGAUUUCAGACCAGUUGUUCAUUUGAUACCAAACCAAAGUCGCCCAUUGAUUGAUAGCAAUCAUAUAAGUAGUCCAAAAGUUUUUCGCCAUAAAUAUUAUGCAACAGAACUUAAUAUAAAAGAAAAACUGUUGAUUUGUGUCCAAUUGUCUGGUGAUAACCGCAAUGCCUUCAACUCAUAUCUAUUAAAUGAAACGAUUAGACAAUUGGCUGACAAAGUGAUGGUCUUCGACACAAACUCGAGGACAACAGUGACUCCGAAAGACAUUGAUUUCGGCGAUUCUAUAAUACAAUUAUAUACUGAAUCAACUGAAGUGCCACUUAUAAGACAUAAAGCAAAGAAUAAAUAUUUUAAUUCAUAUCAACUUAAUGACGAUUCUAGUGAUGACCAACUGAUCCCAAAUUUACUCAACUUUACCAUUAUUUACUCAUCUGUGACCAUAUAUCCAGUCAUUUCAAUGGAUACUUACUAUAGAUUGCAACUAAUUUUGUGCCAAAAAUCAAUUAAUAAGACGACCGAAAAACUUGAAUCAAUUGAAAGGCAAAUAAUUACCUCAAAUGAUAAUCGAUCCGUUGAAUGGCCAGUAGGUGUAGUGAUGGCUCUUAAGCCGACCAAUAGGUUUGAUGUGAAUCGUUGGUUGUAUUUCAAUGAAUCUCAUUCACUAAUGCCUAAUGACUUUGAUAUUAGUCUACCAUUAAAUGCCAUCGAAAGUCUUGAAAUGUCACAAAUUAAGUUACAUUGCAUUGAAUGGAUUGAAAAUAAAUAUAAUAUACUUAUGAAUGAAGAUAAUUAUCAAAUUAUAAAUAUAUAUAAGAAAUUUGAUGCAAUUCGUGGCACUGAAUAUUUAGUGGAUUUUAGUUUAACUGCUUUUCCUAACAUUAAAAGACUACAAAUAAUCAAACCGUUUAAUAAAAUUGAAUUAAUAUCAGACGUGCCUUACGUUACGGAAAGUGUUAGAAUUGUUUUGAUUUUAGUCGUCAAAAGUCGUGAAGAAAUUGAUCUGACAUUAGAUUUCUUGAAUCAAUACUCUAAUACAUGUCUGAAGAAGUCGAGUCAUCGGACAGUACUUAUUAUAGUAUUAAUGUAUAGAAAUGAUUAUACAAUCGAUGAUUAUUUGCAAAUCAAAGGUGAAGCGCAACAAUUGCAAUAUAAAUACAACAAUUUUGGCGCAAAGAUUGUAUCGAUUCCUAUAAGAAGUGCCAAAGUUGAUAGAGUUGCCACAGAAAUAGCUUAUUUGGAUCUAAUUGUCAAAAAAUUGACUCAAACUUUUAUGGAGGCACUGGUAGUUCAUUGCCGACCAAAUAUGAUACUAAGUCUGGAUUACUUGAAUCGCAUCCGACUAAAUACCAUUCAAUCAAAUCAAGUGUUUUUUCCGAUACCUUUUGUUGAAUAUCGUCUUAGAAGUCAAGUAAAACCACUUAAGAAUUUUGACGUUCGCAAAGAUAAAGGAUUCUUUGAGACAACAAAUUACAAUCAUUUUUCAUUUUAUUUAUCUGAUUAUAUAAAAGCUCGCAAAUUAUCUCAAAGAUUACUACCAAUUGUGAGAAAUGAACAGUUCCUCAAACGAGACAUCUAUUACUCAUCAGAUAUCGAUGUCUUCAACUUAUUUGUUAAUUAUAACAAACAAUUUGAUAAAAAUACAAAUGAUUUUAUAAAUAGUUUAUUUAUAAUGAGAGCGAUUGAACCAGAAUUGAGAUUAAAACACAAGAGCUAUACUCACGAUUGUCUCUAUUAUGAGAGCAAUACAAAUGCCAUUGAAAACUGUGUGAAUCGUAGUGUCAUAGGAUUGGGGACCAAAUCGCAGUUAGCAGCUCUUGUUAUCGAUGACAACAAGAAAGAGGCACAAGAAGUCAAUGAUAAUGACGAUAAUAUCAACAUUUUUAGAUGA
Oppia nitens is the source of this 2075-nucleotide messenger RNA. It is a transcript of the gene Chpf, whose product is annotated as chondroitin sulfate synthase 2-like. Bases 15 to 2075 code for a protein of 686 amino acids. The transcript has 2 exons. Gene Ontology annotation, cellular component: Golgi cisterna membrane. Gene Ontology annotation, molecular function: glucuronosyl-N-acetylgalactosaminyl-proteoglycan 4-beta-N-acetylgalactosaminyltransferase activity. The record is from RefSeq and is a predicted model, not a curated record. Lineage: Eukaryota; Metazoa; Arthropoda; Arachnida; Sarcoptiformes; Oppiidae.